CAGGGAGAGGAUCGGUGAGGAAGAUGGACCGUGUUUACUAUGUGUCCGUUCUUGUGUGUCUUCUGGCAACGGCCGCCGCGGCUAAUACCGAAUGCUCCACGAUGUCCAACACCACUUGUGAAACUUGUCUGAAGAAUGUUUCGUGUCUGUGGUGUCACACUAACGGCAGAUGUCUAGAUUAUCCUGCAAAAAACAUCCUGCCUCCCUCAUCACUGUGUAAACUGAGCGAUGCCCGCUGGGGAAUAUGCUGGUUGGAUUUUGAAGCUCUGAUCAUCGCCAUAUCCGUGGUUGGAGGCAUCAUUAUUUUGUCUGUGGUGAUUUGCUGUUGCUGCUGUUGUCGGAAAAAGAAGAACAGAAACACCACCUUGGAGACUGAGAAAAGGAUGAGAGAAAGCGAAGAGAGAAAGGCUCGCCAAGAAGAAAGGAGGGCUAAUAUGAAGACACAACAUGAUGCAAUAAGGAAGAAAUAUGGUUUGUUUAAAGAUGAUAAUCCUUAUGCGAAGUUCCAGGAAUGA
Molecule: messenger RNA, 515 nt
Organism: Nanorana parkeri
Lineage: Eukaryota; Metazoa; Chordata; Amphibia; Anura; Dicroglossidae
Gene: PTTG1IP
Product: pituitary tumor-transforming 1 interacting protein
Exons: 7
Coding region: 24-515 (163 amino acids)
Biological process (GO): protein import into nucleus
Cellular component (GO): cytoplasm; nucleus
Source: RefSeq, a predicted model, not a curated record